CUUUCAAAGCUCAGCAGCAGCAGCAGCAUCAGGAGGAGGAGGAGAGACGAGCGCAUCCCAAAGUUUGAGGCUGCAGCUGUUCGGACACCGCGGACACAAUACGGGACACUUGAUCAGGUGGUGAGUUCAAAGGACCAGGACGUAACCAGGAACAUCUGAUGACACCACGUCUGGUAGCGACCCUCUGUCAUGUCCGCUGAAGAGCCCCAUGAGCAGAAUCUGCAUUCAACAGACUGAAGAUCCGACUGGAUGAAGCCGCUUUCCAUUCAUGACAAUUUAACAAAUUCUACUUCUCAGAACUUUCAUUUUCUACCUCUUACUGCUGCUCCUCUUGUCAAGAGACGCAGCUUUUGAAGACUCGUUGGAACACUUGACAGCUCCGACCCACUCGUCACGCUCCAACAAGCCGGGCAGAGAGCGAGAACGUUGCAUUUAGCAGGCAACUUUAGGAAAGGUGAUGCACUGCUUUAUAUUCAGGGGCAUCGAUCCACUGACCUGCUGAUCUUAUUAGUCUCACACACACACACACACACACACACACACCUGGUGCUGCUGGCCUCUGCAGAUGCUUUAAAUAGUCUUGUGUCUGGCUCUACACCCAGACACACACUUCAACAGCUAGACCCAAUUGGGUGUUAGAAGUCCAUCUGCACGCUAUUAACUCCCAUAGAGAACGCUGACCUUGACUGUGAUCAGACACGUGUUGGUGUGUUUGCAUUAGCGGGAGGCGGUGUCACGUCCUGCCUGCUCUGAUUGAGAGUGAGAAUGAGAGCUGAUGUGGCAGAGUGGCCCUGAUAAAUACUCUAAAAAUAUUAAUUACCGCCUUAGAGUCGCUCACUCGAAAAAGACAGCCAUAGAGCUUCAUUACAGUGUUUAGCCAGUUCCUCAAAAUGUGUGAUACUAAAACAUAGUCUGUGUUAAUUGAAAAGCGUGUGCGUGCGUACGCAUGUAUGUCUGUCACAUUGUCAGAGCAGAUUAGGGCCAGGCCUUUCUGGGUCACGUCACUUUGACUGACCUAGAUUUGACUAAAUCAACUGGCCAGCAGAGGAAGAUGUGUGUGCGAGUCCUGCCGUGACAAAUACAUCACACUCUCUGACCUUGAAGAUUGCUCUGCGGUCUUCUUACUUGCUAACUACCUGCUGACUUUGGCUACUUAACUUCUUAUAUAAGCCACAUGCCCUUCACACAGCAAACAGGAAAAACUAUCUAGAACACGAAAACCAACUUUUUUAUUAAGCCUCAUAAUCAAACUCCCAGUUUCCACUUUGGCCUUUCCCACUGCACCACCCCUCAUGAACGCCUUCCCGUCCUUCUCCGCUCCUCCUCCCAAUACACCAACCAUCCAGUCAGUGUGUAAGCCCUGCCUACGGGCUCCGUGGAGGAUGAACGAUGUGCCCACACUUGACUACGAGUUGCUGCUGUCCCCGGCCAGCUCCUCCCUCGCCGGCAGUCCUGGCGGUGGCAGCAGCAGCCCCCCUCUGGCCUUGGUCGGGGUGGACACUGAGCAGCGCACCGCCUUGGCCUUCGUAGGCCUCCUCAUGCUCUUCCUGGUCUUCCUGCUGGUCAGGUGCUUCAGGAUCCUGCUGGACCCCUACAGCCGCAUGCCUGCAUCAUCCUGGACUGACCACAAGGAGGGGCUGGAGAGGGGUCAGUUCGAUUACGCACUGGUGUAGAGUGAUGUGUAAAGAGGGGGUGGAGAGGGGAUGAUUUCAUUGCACAUAGUCAGAAUCUUGAGAGAAAUUUAAAUGUGGGAAUGGACUGUACCAUGAAUGCACUCUGACAGGGGGGGUUUACCUGAUGUUGGUGUAUGCCUGGUUUAUAUCACUGUACUGCAGCCUGUGUACCGGUGUAAAUAUGAGGCUGCAGGAUGCUAUGUAAGCAAGUUCGGUUGAACAAUAGGCACACAGACCACUGGAAGCCAAACACCCAGAUGUUGGACCAUGAAGGACAGAACUAAUGAGCUGCACAGCUGCCUUAACCUGACCUACUGUACCCGUCAAACAUGCUACAACAUCACAGCAUCACCUUAGGGCUAGGUUUUCCAAACUCCACAGCUUGCCAGUAUUAAAACACUAUGAUUUUGGUAAAGAUCACCUUCACUCACGACAUAGUUUAUAACCUCAAAGCCACAUUGUUGAUGAGAACACUUGACUCGCAGAACUUAAAUGAAGGAGUUUACACUGAAGCAGACGCCCCUUUAAUAAACCAGUGUCCAUUGUAAAGCAUCCAAGUGUUAAGUGCUGAUUAAGGAGCACAAAUCCUCACAUUUUUAUUUGGUUUCGGACACUGAUCCUGGAGCAGCACUGCAGUUUCAGAUGCUUUUGAAGCAGGUAGUUUGUGUCUCCAUACAGUUUUGUCUGUGUAUGUUUUGUGUGUUACCGUGUCUAUAACUGAGAAGCCAUAUUGAAACUAUAAUCUCUUAUUACUGCGAGUAGAGUUUAUGUUCACUGGUUGUGUCCUUUGCUUUAGUCAGCCUGCCAAGUGUGGUGAUGAAGCAAACAGCAACCUUUAGGCAAAAGAAAGCUUUAUUUUUCUAUUCCUGACUCAAGUUUGGGAGUCUCCUUUUUGCUAUCUUUCUGUCCUCUUCCUCUUACCGUAUCAAUCUUUAGACUGUGGAUUUUUUGAGGUAGUCAUGCAGCCACGUCUUAGAAGGAGGCAAAGCAGGUAGCUUUGCUUUUCUUGUGUUUUGUAAUUACAUAUUUUUCUGACUAUCUGCUUUGUUUUUGAUACACUGGGUUGAAUCCGUAAAAAUAAAUAGAAAAAAAAACAAGAUUUUCUUCUUCUUCUUCCUAAAUUCCACAGAAAGCUGGACUGUGUGGAACGUCCACAUUGUUCA
This is a messenger RNA of Epinephelus moara (kelp grouper), 2836 nucleotides long. Its product is annotated as cortexin-1-like. NCBI's taxonomy places the organism in Eukaryota, Metazoa, Chordata, Actinopteri, Perciformes, Serranidae. The record is from RefSeq and is a predicted model, not a curated record. The transcript is spliced from 2 exons. Bases 1293 to 1673 code for a protein of 126 amino acids.